Belonocnema kinseyi is the source of this 1118-nucleotide messenger RNA. RefSeq lists its product as uncharacterized. Bases 548 to 811 code for a protein of 87 amino acids. The record is from RefSeq and is a predicted model, not a curated record. NCBI's taxonomy places the organism in Eukaryota, Metazoa, Arthropoda, Insecta, Hymenoptera, Cynipidae. The transcript is spliced from 3 exons.
AGACUACACAAAAAUAUGGCGGUCCAGGACUAUAUGUCGAUGAUUCUACGAUUAAUUCAGAAUCCAUUGUCCGUGAAAAGGUACCCUAAAUUCUCAUCGUUCCCAGAAUGAACUGGCACUCGAUAGCUCAGGAGGUUCGCUCGUACGACGAAAAUGCACAUUGAGGGCGCAGUCCCAUGGAAACAUAUUAGCAGAGUAGCAGAUUUGCGGAGGUUAUUCGACCAAUCAGAUUAUUGCAGGGAAUUUGCUGAAAAGUGUUCCGAAAGUGAUAAGUUCGGUCCGCACAGGGACUCGAAUAUUUAAAAAAUUUUUGGCAAGUGAAACAGGAAAUUGGUGGUCAAAAUAUUUUUCAAAAUGUGUGAAAUUAUUUUAUAAUAACGGGGCCUGAGAAAAGUGGGUUACGUAGAGUUAAUCUUGAUUUGGAACUCAAAUUCCUCGAGGAAUAUGUAUUUUUUACACCUGGUGCAAACGAAUUGUUUUGGGACUAAGGUCGAGACAUCCGAAAUCAAUCAGGGGCAGAGCUACUGGUAACGGAAGAUUUGGUCAAAUGGAUGAAGCAACGUUAAACAGACUUGCUGUGGAGGCACUACUCGAGGAAGCAAAGAUUGGCGCAAAACGGGCCGAAAUAUCGGGGCCAAGCGGUUGGGUUAAACCAAAGGAAAGUGUUAAUAAAAGAUUUUUACAUUCAACACUUCGCAACGUCGUACUUUCAAAUAAAAAGCGUUUAAAAAAAGACACUAUAUCAAAAUCAACAUCGCCAAACAAUAGUGAACAGAAUUCAGAAUCAUAUAAAAAAAUUCAAGAUACGUGAUGGCAUAUUUACUAGAUUUCUAGAUCGUAACUACUCCCAGAAACAAUUUGAUAUUUAAAUUGUUGACAAAAAGAAGAUGCAUAUUCUAUGAAUAGCUAUAAACAUUAGGAAGUGUUGUUCAGUUUUAUGAAAUGCUGUUAAAAUAUCUUCUAAUUCUUUUAAGGUUUUAAAUUUUUAAGUUCUUCUGUGAAUUCAUAACUAUAAAGUAAAAUGUCUUUCAGUUGAGACGUAUUAUAACUAUAGGGAACAUAGUUUUAUAUCUAAUAAGAGAGAUAUAUGGAAUAAAAGUACAAUCGAUAUUUUUAAC